AUGGCUACGAAAUUGGAAGCGCGUGUGGAUCUUCCAGCGCUCUACGUCAACGAUGGCAAGCUUGAGCCCAGCCAAAUCGGCCGACUCGUUCCCAUGAUUGCGGGCACAGCUUCAAUGGAAGAAAUGCGUCACAGGUUCUCAGACAGCGGCUAUCUUCUGGUUAAGGGACUGCUCCCCCGCGAAGAUGUUCUCGAGGCGCGCAGAAAGUACUUUGACAUGCUGUCGUGCACCGGUAUUCUCAGACCGGGAACGGCUCAUGUCGACGGCUUGUUCGACUCGUCGAAAGACCCAGCCGAUUACCCCGGUUUCGGGACUGGCCGGCCGGGAAGCGGUACCGCCGUGUCGGACCAGUUCAUGGACAUCGCACUCAAAGCACACGCUGAGAGUUGGUACGCAAGAGACAUAUGCAAGCACCCUGCUUUGAUUGACUUCGUAGGCGAUUUCACAGGCUGGGGUGAACAUACCGGAAGUCUGGAACGCACGCUUCUCAGGAACAAUGUCCCUGGCAACAAAGCUAUUGGCGUUCACUACGACUACAUUUUCCUGAGGCAUGGAGAAGAUUCGGUGUUGACUGCAUGGGUACCUUUGGGAGAUAUCAAGGUUGACGGUGGCGGCCUCAUUUACCUCGAAGACGGUCAUGUGAUUGGACGAGAUACCGAGCGAAACUUCACUGCGAAGGCCAUUGCCUCUGGUCUCACCGAAGAAGAGGCAAAAUUCGCGUUCAACAAAAACAUGGCCGCUGGCGGUGUUUUGACACAGGAUCCAAAAGCAUAUAGCGACUCCUGCCAGCGCAGGUGGUUGGUUUCAAACUACGAGGCGGGUGAUGUCGUCUUUCACAACUCAUAUAUGAUACAUGCGUCUACGAUGAAUUAUGACCAGGAUGGAGUGAUACGUCUGGGCACAGACUUGCGUUUUGUUGAUGUCCGCAAGCCUUGGGACAUGCGAUGGGCGAAGGUGUACGAAGAUGGAGAUGGCCUUUGA
Messenger RNA from Diaporthe amygdali, 981 nucleotides. RefSeq lists its product as uncharacterized. The record is from RefSeq and is a predicted model, not a curated record. The coding region runs from base 1 to 981 and encodes 326 amino acids. The transcript is spliced from 4 exons. NCBI's taxonomy places the organism in Eukaryota, Fungi, Ascomycota, Sordariomycetes, Diaporthales, Diaporthaceae.